GACCUCAAUACAAGCAAGACUUGUAGACACCACUCCAGUAUGCUUCUUCUUAAUGUUGUGUCCUUCAAGAAUGUGGCAUUGAAAUCUGUUUCUUGGAGAGGAAGAAAAGUGUACAAUUAGGGGUUUGAGAAAUAUGAGAGGAUGUGAUUGUAUUUACUAUUUACCCAAAAAUAGUUUCCUUUAAUUACGUUCCUUCCCCAUUAUUCAAAAAGAAAAAAAAAAUCAUACAUCGUUCCUCUUUGGGUAAUGUCAUGACAAGUUCAGGCGUCUAGCUAGCACUAACAAAAACGUCCAUUAAUUAAUUAAUUUUUGAAGUACAAUAAGAUUCUUUUCUUUAUUUUGUUUCAAUUAUAUAUCAUCAAAUCAUUAUGUCAACAGAAGAAAAAAACACACACACACAAAAAUAGUAAAUGGAAGGCCAAAAAAUAAAAAAAAUAACUUUCAAAAAAUUUUGGUUUUGAAAAAAAAUCCGCAAUUAUCUCCUCUUUUUACAAAACUCACACAACUCGUCGGUUCUCUUCUUCCUCAAUUUCUCUGAUGGAUCUCUGUUUUGAUCCUUCGUUACCCCAGUCCCAUUCCCUCUCUUACGUUUGAUCCAUACAUCAUGUGCCUGUAAAAAAUCUCCGUUUCAUCAUCAUUGUUCGAAUCUUCGCGGAAGAGAGAGAGAGAGAGAGAUAGAUGGGGGUCGUUUCAAGAACCAUGUUCCCUGUCUGCGAAAGCUUGUGUUGCUUUUGUCCGGCUUUGCGAGCCAGAUCGAGACAUCCCGUCAAAAGAUAUAAACAUCUUCUCGCUGAUAUCUUCCCUCGAUCCCAGGAUGAGCAACCUAAUGAUAGAAAAAUCGGUAAAUUAUGUGAAUAUGCUGCAAAGAACCCUCUUCGUAUCCCUAAGAUUACAACCUCUCUUGAACAAAGGUGUUACAAGGAAUUGAGGAUGGAGCAGUUCCACUCUGUAAAGAUUGUAAUGUCUAUCUACAAGAAGCUCUUGGUUUCCUGUAAUGAACAAAUGUCGUUGUUUGCUAGUAGCUACCUUGGUUUGAUUCAUAUUCUUCUAGAUCAAACUAGGUACGAUGAGAUGCGUAUGUUAGGUUGUGAAGCUCUCUAUGAUUUUGUUACUAGUCAGUCUGAUCAUGUUCGUUACUUUUUUUUUUUUUUUUUUUCCAGACAGAGGGNUAACUUAGAUGGGUUGAUCCCAAAAAUCUGUCCUUUAGCUCAUGAAUUGGGAGAAGAAGAAAGGACAACAAAUAUGUGUGCUGCUGGUCUCCAGGCACUCUCAUCCUUGGUUUGGUUUAUGGGAGAGUUUUCACAUAUAUCAGUUGAAUUUGACAAUGUAGUCUCUGUUGUCUUAGAAAAUUAUGGAGGCCUCAGUCAGUCUUCCACUUCUGCCGUCAAUCAAGAAGACAAGACUGCUUCUAUUGAUAAAGAACUAUCUCCUGCAGAAGCUGAAACAAGGAUUGCUUCUUGGUCAAGAAUCGUGGAUGACAGAGGCAAGGCAAUUGUAUCUGUGGAGGAUGCUAAAAACCCCAAGUUUUGGUCGAGAGUUUGCCUGCAUAAUCUGGCGAAGUUAGCAAAAGAAGCAACAACUGUGCGGCGUGUCCUCGAGUCACUCUUCCGCUAUUUUGAUUUCAAUGAAGUUUGGUCCACGGAGAACGGUCUUGCCUUAUAUGUUUUGCAGGACGUUCAGUUGUUGAUAGAACGUUCUGGGCAAAACACACAUUUCCUGUUGUCCAUCCUGAUCAAGCAUCUUGAUCACAAGAACGUUCUAAAGAAGCCUAGAAUGCAACUUGACAUUGUUUAUGUUGCUACUGCACUUGCACAACAGACUAAAGUUCUGCCAUCCGUGGCAAUCAUUGGUGCCUUGAGUGAUAUGAUUAGGCAUCUGAGGAAGAGCAUUCAUUGUUCAUUAGAUGAUUCGAACUUGGGGAAUGAGAUGAUUCAGUAUAACCUGAAAUUCGAAGCUGCGGUUGAACAAUGCCUCGUGCAGUUAUCCCUAAAGGUAGGAGACGCAGGUCCUAUUCUUGACAUAAUGGCUGUCAUGUUGGAAAGCAUGUCAAAUAUUACAGUCAUGGCAAGAACUCUAAUCGCUGCAGUUUUUCGUACGGCACAAAUUAUAGCAGCUAUACCAAAUUUAUCAUAUGAAAACAAGGCUUUUCCAGAUGCACUUUUCCAUCAACUGCUUCAAGCUAUGGUGUGUGCUGACCAUGAAUCAAGGAUGGGGGCUCACCGUAUAUUUUCUGUUGUUUUGGUCCCGUCUUCAGUUUGUCCAAAUUCAGUUCCCAAGUCUAGAAGGCCUGCUGAUAUGCAGAGGACAUUGUCAAGAACUGUGUCUGUGUUUUCUUCUUCAGCUGCACUCUUUAGGAAACUGAAGUUGGAGUCAGAUAGUUCUGUUGAUGAUACUGCAAAGAUGGAGAGGGUUUCAACACUUAGCAGGUCAAAAUCAAAAUUCACAAGAGGUGAAAGUUUUGAUGAUGAGGAGCCAAAGAACAAUACUAGUUCAGUAUUGAGCCGGUUAAAGUCAAGUUACAGUCGGACUCAGAGUGUGAAAAGGAACCCAUCAUCAACAGUAUUAGAUCAGAAUUCUUCGGGAAGUUCACCAGAGAAACCAGUGAUACCAUUAAGAUUAAGCAGCCAUCAGAUUUGCCUUUUGCUUUCAUCGAUUUGGGUGCAGUCUUUAUCUCCUCACAACAUGCCACAAAAUUAUGAAGCCAUUGCUAAUACUUUUAGCUUAGUUCUUUUAUUUGGCCGGACUAAGCACUCUAGCAAUGAAGUCUUGGUCUGGAGCUUUCAGCUAGCUUUUUCUUUGCGGAAUCUGUCUCUUGGAGGACCAUUGCAGCCAUCAAGGCGUAGAUCCCUAUUUACUCUGGCUACAUCAAUGAUAAUUUUCUCAGCAAGAGCCUUCAACAUCCCUCCUCUUGUUAAUAGCGCAAAAACCGCACUGCAGGAAAAAACGGUAGACCCUUUUAUUCAUUUGGUGGAAGAUUGCAAGCUAGAUGCUGUUUUCUAUGGACAAGCAGAGCAACCGGAAAAGAAUUAUGGGUCAAAAGAAGAUGAUGAAGACGCCUUACGUUCAUUUGUCGCUAUAGAAGAAACCACACAAAAUCAACCUCGAGAACACUACGCUUCCAUGAUAAUGAAGUUUCUUGGAAAACUAUCAGAUCAAGAUUCGUCGUCUAUAAAGGAGCAGCUGGUUUCAGAUUUCUUACCUAUCGAUGGUUGUCCAGUUGGAACGCAGUUGACAGAAUCUCCAAAACAAGUUUACCGUUCUGAAGAAAAAAACAACAAGACUAGAGAUAAUGCUGAAACUCAAUUGCUUAUACCAGAGAAUGAUGCAGUACCAAGUCCUCUAGAAGAACAGCUUGGUCUUGACACACAACCUAAUGCCAAAACCGCGUUUCUUCUGAGCAUCGAUGAACUUCUAAGUGCAGUGUCUCAGACAACAGCACAAAUGGGAAGAUACUCAGUGUCUGAUCCACCAGACAUGACAUACACAGAAAUGGCAGGACAUUGUGAGGCUCUUUUGAUGGGGAAGCAAGAGAAGAUGUCUUUCAUGUCUGCAAAAAGCAACAAAUUCGGCAACAGCCAAACCAAGGAACCUACUGCUUUGCCGUGUGGUGGUGGGAAUCCGUUUGUGGAGCAGAGGAGUUCGUGGGAGAUGAUGGGGUUGGGUGCACCAGCGUCUUCUAAUGUGUGUGUCACUGAGUAUCAAACCCCUCCUUUCUUCAAUCCUCCUGCCUCUACUCCUUUUGACAACUUCCUUAAAACCAAGCCGCUGGUUCCUCUUGAAUAGUUUAGUUAAUAUUAAUCCCUUUUUGGUA
Camelina sativa (false flax) is the source of this 3811-nucleotide messenger RNA. The record is from RefSeq and is a predicted model, not a curated record. NCBI's taxonomy places the organism in Eukaryota, Viridiplantae, Streptophyta, Magnoliopsida, Brassicales, Brassicaceae.